CAUUACCGGGGAUUAUUAUUUGUAAUCCCUCGUAACCAAACAUAUGAGCUGCAAAAAAGCAUAAACCCAUCACCGAAUGUAAACUGACCUCAUUUGUUUCCACCAAAUCAACUGUUUUUCACUACAGAACUGAAAAAAGACAAAGGCGGCGAAUAGAGGGAGGCGAAGAUCGAACGCGCAAGGAGAAUCAAUCAGCCAAUUGGUUUUCUGUCUCAGCUAACGAGUCUGGUCAAGACUGGGCAAAACACACAGGAAAUGGCAAGAAAUAUGGGUCAUCUCUUGAGAUCGAUGAUUGAGCUUCCAGUAUCCAAAGUUGGUUUUCCAAAGAACUCAGCUAGUCGACUCAUUUGUUCUUCAACUCAAGGAGCGCAAAUCAAACAGGAUCGUCCUGGAGAGCAUGAUCCUCGUACCUCGGAUGAGAAGGAGAAGGUUGAUAACAAAAAUGAAGGGAGUACUGAAGUUGAGGGCGAGAAUGAUGAAGGGGGCAGUGAUCACAUUAACAAAAAGACUGGUGAGAUUGGAGGCCCUAAAGGUCCUGAGCCCACCCGCUAUGGCGAUUGGGAGCGUGGUGGUCGCUGCUCUGAUUUCUGAUUUCGUUUCAGCUUUUGAUUCAACUUCCAUCUUAUAGGUAAUGACUUACCUGUUCGAUAUGUGGGAGACGAAUAAAUAAUAAUGUGGGUGACAGUCAAAAUAGUCAUGUUAUGUUCGAAGUUCUUUAUUUUUUCCUGAUGAUAGGGUUGCUCCUCUGGUGCUUGAAUGUUGCAAUCAUUAUUGAAUAAGAGCAGCCGUUACAUGAUUGUAGCAUGCGUAAGUUUCUGAUAGUAUAGGUGAUAAGUCUUGUUAUUUGGAAGUUGUGAUUUUAUUUUGUGCCUCACACAACUUAUACUAGUUGUGUGAGGCCUCUUUUUAUCUCGCAUAUUUGUGAACGCAUAUCUUACACAUUUGGGUCUACAAAAUUCUGGGACCACACAGUUGUGAGACAAAAAAGAGGCCUCACAUAACUAGUGUCAGUUGUGCGACGCACAAAAUAAAAUUUUUCCUUUAUGAUUAUGGGAAUGCCUGGCUGAUGCGGCAAUAUUGCAGUGUAUCAGUUAACGAUAGUAGCUUUUAGAGGAUUGUCUGAUUUGAAGUUUUCUGAUAUUUGGGACA
Nicotiana attenuata is the source of this 1149-nucleotide messenger RNA. Its product is annotated as succinate dehydrogenase assembly factor 4, mitochondrial. The transcript has 2 exons. Bases 256 to 591 code for a protein of 111 amino acids. NCBI's taxonomy places the organism in Eukaryota, Viridiplantae, Streptophyta, Magnoliopsida, Solanales, Solanaceae. Gene Ontology annotation, cellular component: mitochondrion. The record is from RefSeq and is a predicted model, not a curated record. Gene Ontology annotation, biological process: mitochondrial respiratory chain complex II assembly.